GUCUCUCUCUGUGUGUACAUGUGUCUCACCACACACCUCACAUACAACAUUGGUAUGAUGCCAUGCCCCGCGCUGCAUCGUAAGACGGACCUCGCAGUGACCAAAUUCACUCUUCCCUCCCCUGACCGCCGAAGAGGCAAGUGAAGUCCGUCACAGCGAGCGUCCGUACACUCACGCGAUGCAUACACUCAAGAAACACACAAAGGAGACACACAUCGCGUCCAUCCAUCCGUCCAUCAGCCAUUCAAGUGCUGCCCGCAUUGCACUUCACUGUACUGUGCUGCACUCGGCCUUGUGCGUGGCGGUGGCGACGCGCAGGGCCUGCCUGCUGAUGGACAGAGAAUGCUGCCACCAACUUCGCCUACGAAUCUCCUCCCGCACCCACAAAGCCCUUGAUGCAGACAGACAGGGGGAGCACGGGGGAGCACGACAGAGGUCAUUAAUUCGGCAGGACGAAAAGGCAGUCAUUCACACGCAUGAACCAACCAACCAAGCACGCACGCACGCAAGCAAGGAAGCAAGGCAGGCAGUGAGUGAGUGAGUGAGUGAGAGGUAUGAACAAACCACGUCAUAUAUUCAUGUCACCGCCAGAAACACUGACUGACCUGACCCUCAUGCAUAUGACGCGAUAGAGAGGGUGAUCCAUCCAUCCAUCCACCAUCCAUCCAUCCUUGUGCAAGCCAGUUACGAUGGAUGGAUGGAUGGAUGGAUGCGUUGAGAUUCGGCUAUAUACAUACAUGUACAUGGGGCAUGUAGGUAUGUAUAUAGAGAGAAAGGGGCCUACCAAAAAAGAACGAGACCGACAAAUAUCGAGUAUGCUGUGCGGUGGUGGCACGUGCGUCACGUCACGAAAAAUAGAGGACCGCUGCAGGCAGGCAGGCAGGCAGGCAGCCCCCCGAGUAGAGACGCAGACGCACGGCCGUUGGCGUCAUCCAUCCAUCCAUCCGUUUGUUUGUCUUGUGUUUCUGUCUGUACGAAGCGAUUCUCGAGUGUCGUCAGUGUGUGCAUUGCAGUGCAUGUGACUAUACCUCACUGCACUGGACGAAUGCAUUAUACUAUGUGGAGAUAAGCAUCAAAACUGUGGUGGUCUUCUCCAAUUGGCCUUCUCUCUCUCUCUUACGUCGCUUAUGUACACCAGACAGACAGCCAACGAGCCCACCCCCCGCAACACAAUUCCUUCCCUGGUCUUGUCAUGGUUUUGUUGCCAUGCUACCCAACCGGCUCGAAUGGCCGGGGAAAACACACACACACAGACGGGCAGACAGGCAGACAGACAGACGCUCCCGUCGUCUCUCUCUCUCUCUCUCUCUCUCUCUAUCUCUGGUUGCCAUCUAUCCACGCUGCGUGAGCGUUAUCUAGUCACUAGGACACGGGCAUACGCAUACAGUACCACACCGGUCUGUCUGUAAUGGUAGUUAGUUAAUGGUCGGUCAAAACAAAACAAAGCCUACAGGUGGACGUCAGUCAGUGGGUGGGUGCGGUCCCUAUGCCAUCAGGAAAAAGGGGGCCGGCCGGCCAGCCUCGUGCGUGUGUGUGUGUGCGCAAAAAAGAUACAUCUGUCCGCACAGCACUUGUCCAUGAGCGAUAGGUGAAUAGAUAGACAGACAGUUGCAUACACACAUACACACAAGAGAACACAUUGAUUGAUGCGCAGAAAGAAGGUCAUGCGCAGAAAGAAAUAUGGUUUCUCUGUCCAUCCAUCCAUCCAUCCAUCUGUGUGUGUGUCCGUCCAUCUGCGCAGAAAGAAGAAAAGACAGGCACGGCACCUCCACGAAGAGUAUAGACAGGGAGGGAGGGACGCAGGCGGCCACGGUCAAGCAGCAGGCAUCCAUCCAUCCAUCCAUCCAUUCGUCUCGUUUGUCGCAAAACAAAACUGCCCCCCAUCACAUUACUCACACACACACACAUGGAUGUGUCAGCGGAAGGUGCUGGAUGACAGGAGCACAGGCAGCCCGUCAGUCUUCGUAGUUUUGCGGCGCAGCUGCCUUCAGCUCUGGAUACACACACUCACAUAAUAAACACGCCAUGAGCACUGCACUGUCUGUGUCUGUCAAUGUUGCCCCCCUGUCCAACGCACCUCUGUCAUCGAGCACGAGCGAACGGAUCUGCUCAAGCACCGAUAUGGGCGUGGCGGGCGACGAUGACGUGCCGUCCGGAUGCCCACCACCCCCACCACCACCAGCCUUCGCCCCCAUGGCUGCCUCCGAAGACAACCCCCUGCCGGCUCUCCCGUGCCCCCCACGUCUCCCACCACACCGCAUCUCGGGGAGCGACACCGCCCUGUAAGGCAACAGGGGACCCGGCACAUCGACUUGACCGACAUGGUCCCCAACUUCAGCAAGCGUAAGCACUCCUGGUGCCCGCGCAGGUGACGGUGCGGGUGAGUUGUACAGCACGACGCCCAUAGUGGCCACGGGUGGGCCGGACGUUGGUGCGAUGGCGAUGGAUGGGUGGCGAGAGGGCGGGGCAGAGGGGCCGGGGAGGUCGGGAGGGGCGGGGUGGGGGAACGGGGUGCUUGGGAUGGGGAGGGGCAGAGGGAGGGGGUGAAAGACCGGGGUGCUGUCAAGAACGGAAACACCAGGUCUGCGUAGGUAGAGAGAAACGACAAACAACAGGACGUUCAUAUAUUCCGUCUUGCGUGGGGUGUUUGUUGGGGCUGCGUGCGUGUGUGUGUGGUGGGUACUCACCGCUCGUGGGCAGAGGCGGACGUGUCAAUGUGUUGCUGCUGUGUGUCGCCUGUGUGUGGUUCAUGCUGGCCAUCGGUGUUGACAUCUUCUUGCAUGUCAUCGAGGUGGUGCGCCCAUUUGCAGCGGGGCCUGUAGCACCGACCCGCCAGCCAAUCGUGGCAUACUUUGGUCUUCACGAAAAAGCUGAUCGACAUUCCAACACCGAACACGUGGAUGGAUGGAUGGAUGGCUGCAGACACCGAUGCACAUCGUCUUUUUUGUCACAAGUGAUGGUUUCUACUUGGUGGUCCUCAGUGCGUCCUUUGAGUGGGCAAACGUACAGAAGGGGUUCCGACAGUUCUGCAACUGUGCGUGGUGCAAAGCAACAGGACACCCACAGAGAGAUCCAUGUGAAGCGGGCACGUGUGAGUGCAUGUGUGCAGUUCACUCGGCUGACAUACAUCAGGGCAGAGUGACGUCCUUGAGAGGUCAGGCCGCUGCCUCAGCUCCCCCAGGCCAUGGGCGAACCGGCACUGCGCACCCCACGUGCAACGACCCGCCUGAUGCCACUUACCUAUACACACACACACCGCACACACACACAGAGCAUCCACAAUGUGUCUGAGUGGCGCUCGCAAUGCUCACAUAAUCUGGUCUUGCGCAGCUGUUCCUCGAAUCUGCUGCGAUUGGUCUCGAUGAUGCCCGCCGGUCCUCUGCGUCUGUUGCCCUCCCACCGCUGCAUCGAGAAGGGCCUGGGCGGGUCGCAUGGCGCCGGCACGGGCCCAGGCAGAUGCCCAGGGAACUGAGGAGGGAAGCCAGGCUGCCCGAACUGAACCAAACACACACAUGAAGUCCAGCAUACCACACACAAACAGACAUCUCCUCUCUGUUAAGGCUCCUUCCUUUGACCCACCUGGUUCUGCAUUUAUGUCAGCGGCGUGGUGGUGCGGUGGGCGGUGAACGCACUUGCCUCCAUCCUCAUGUGUGUCGCCGAUAUCACCAUCAUCACGCUGCAGACUGAGCUCUCGUCGUCAGUUCUCGUUCUUUCAUCGCUCACAACGAAACAAGUGACGCAUUCCCCAGUGCACUCCCCUCGGGCGUAGCAUCACAAACACAAAGAGAAGGAAGAGAACGCAGUGGUG
Vitrella brassicaformis is the source of this 3808-nucleotide messenger RNA. Lineage: Eukaryota; Vitrellaceae. The record is from the annotation of a GenBank genome assembly.